Messenger RNA from Aspergillus aculeatus ATCC 16872, 1107 nucleotides. Its product is annotated as alpha/beta hydrolase. The transcript has 2 exons. Lineage: Eukaryota; Fungi; Ascomycota; Eurotiomycetes; Eurotiales; Aspergillaceae. Bases 303 to 1079 code for a protein of 258 amino acids. The record is from RefSeq and is a predicted model, not a curated record.
GGGUGGUUUAGUACUAGGGUAGGGCCUACAUCCACACUCCACUACGCUACCAGUAUCACAUACAUAAACCAUCGACCAAGCCCAAUUCCCCUUCUCCAGACCCCGCAUCCAUCUCCUCAUCAUACUCACCGAGUACAGUAAACCCCCCCCCUCCUCCCCAAACUUCACAUAUCAUACUCCCGCCAGCCUCCAUCCCACCUUGAAAAAGCAGCAUCCCAGUCCCCGAUCCCGAACCACAAUAGCUAGACCAGACACAACAAAUCCACAGAAUCCCACGCCCGAAGAAAACCACACAUAAGAAGAUGGCACCAAUAAUAGCCUUCAUCCCCGGCGCCUGGCUCACCCCCGCCUUCUACCAACCCUUCCUCUCCACUUUGACCGAAACCACCACCCUCCCCACCGAGCACAUCCCCUACCCGUCCCUGGACCCCAACCCCGACGACCCAGCAACGGCCGCCGACGUCCAAACCGACACCACCGCCAUCCGCACCCGGCUGCGCACGCUCAUCGAAUCCCAAGGCCGCGAGGUCAUCCUCGUGAUGCACUCCUACGCCGGGAUGCCGGGCGCCGCGGCGGCGUCCGGGCUGAGCAAAGCCGCGCGCCACCGGGCCGGAAAACCCGGUGGGGUGGUGGGCAUGAUCUUCGUGGCGGCGUUUCUCGUCCCCGAGGGGGUGAGUUGCGCCGGGUUGCAGGGGGGUGCGCUGCCCCGGUGGAUUUUGUUGGAUACGCCCGCUCCGUUACUCAACUACCCCGACGACCCGGUGGGGAAUUUCCUUCCAGAGGCCCGGGGGGAGGUGGCAGGUCUCGAGACGUAUCUCCGGCCGCACGCGACCCGGGCGUUUACGUCCCCGCAGCCGGCGCCGGCGUGGGCGGAGGCAGUUGGACCUGGUUUGGCGUUCGUGGUCACGGCCAGGGAUCGCGCCGUCCCCCGGGAGGCGCAGGAUGCGAUGAUGGCGGCGACGGGGCGGGAGUGGGUCGUCCGCGAGAUCGAGUGUAGUCAUUGUGCGCCGUUUGUGGGGGAGGAGCGGAUUGCGGAGACGGUGCGCGUGGUGGCGGAGUUGAUUCGGGGGUUUUCUUGAGGGGUAUGGGGCUGGGUAUGGGAGACGG